This is a messenger RNA of Seriola aureovittata, 1556 nucleotides long. RefSeq names its product hyaluronidase-like. Lineage: Eukaryota; Metazoa; Chordata; Actinopteri; Carangiformes; Carangidae. Bases 50 to 1432 code for a protein of 460 amino acids. Gene Ontology annotation, biological process: carbohydrate metabolic process; hyaluronan catabolic process. Gene Ontology annotation, cellular component: acrosomal vesicle. The record is from RefSeq and is a predicted model, not a curated record. Gene Ontology annotation, molecular function: hyalurononglucosaminidase activity. The transcript is spliced from 4 exons.
GUUUCCUCCGACACAUGAAGCAGCAAAAAAACAGAGAAGUUCAGAAACAAUGAACAGUCCUUCACAGGUCACCAAAGAGAGCAGCAGAGCCAUCAUAAUGGCCACGCCCUUCCUGUCCUGCAUUAACCUCUGUAUCAUCAUAUCUUUCACCACCGGCGUCGCCUUGCCAAAUACCGAGCCGCCGCUGAUCCAUGACCACCCCUUCGUGGCCAUUUGGAACGCCCCCACCGACCAGUGUCGAAGACUCCACAUUCCGCUGGACACCGAGGCCUUUCAGGCGGUGACCACGCCUGCUGACACGCCCGGUCAGUUCCUCACCAUCUUCUACCAGGACCACCUCGGCCUCUACCCAAUGGUCGACACCAUCAAGCGCAAGAUCUACCGAGGCGGGAUCCCCCAAAACGGCAACCUGACGGAGCAUCUGGCCAAGGCCCAGAGUCAGAUAGAUCACCACAUCUCCCAGGAUUCCUCUCCUGGGCUGGCUGUCAUCGACUGGGAGUCCUGGCGCCCCCUGUGGGAGCAGAACUGGGGAAUGAAGCGUAUUUAUCAGAGGCUGUCUAUCACUCACGCCCUGCAGGUGGCCCCCUUUUUAUCAUCAAAACAAAUUUACAAAUUGGCCAAGAGCCAGUUCCAGCACGCCAGUCGGCGCUUCAUGGAGAGGACCAUCAGCCUGGGCAACGGCGAGCGUCCGAGCCGCCGCUGGGGUUUCUACCUGUUCCCUGACUGCUUCAACUACGGCUGGGAGAAGCCCGGCUACACGGGGAAGUGCUCCAAGAAGACCCAGAAGCAGAAUAACCAGAUGCUGUGGCUGUGGGCGCGCAGCACCGCCCUCUUCCCCUCCAUCUACCUCCACCCGACUCUGAGGAACUCCCCCCGGGCCGCACUGUACGUCCGCAACCGUGUCCAGGAGGCGCUGAGGGUGGCGGCGCUGCCUAAACGUCCAUAUACAGUUCCAGUCUACGUCUACUCCAGGCCUCUGUACCGGGAUCAGACGCAGAAGUUCCAGAGUCUGAUGGACCUGGUGAGCACUGUCGGGGAGUCUGCAGCUCUGGGAGCUUCGGGGGUCGUGAUUUGGGGAGGAACCAGAGACUACAACAACAAGGCUGCCUGUCAGUCUCUGUCCGAGUACCUGUCGUCCACCUUCAACCCGUACAUCGCUAACGUGACGGCGGCCGCCAUGCUCUGCAGCGAGGUCCUGUGCCAGGGGAAGGGCCGCUGCGUCAGGAAGAUGUACGACUCCUCCCAUUACCUGCACCUUAACCCCGCCUACUUCAGCCUCCUGCGGGCCAACAGGAAGUACGUGGCGAUCGGUCUACCCUCCGCUACCGACCUCAACGCCUGGGCUGAAAACUUCACCUGUCAGUGCUACGCAGGGUCGAGGUGUUCCCCAAAUCUGGUGCAUCCGACCAAAAUCAAACUCAUCUGGGUUUAAUCAGAGAGGAAAGUAAAAUGUCUCCAGAGGUGUCCGCUGAUUAUGAUCUUCAUGUCAUUCAUGCAGUUAAAACAACAAUUUGUAAUUUCAUUAAACUCUGUCUAGAUUACUGCAGCCAUGUGUG